AUGGCGGCGCUCACGCCGCCCGCCCGCCCGUGCUGCGUCAUGUCGCGCCCCGGCCCCGCCGCGCCCGCAGGUGGGUCCGGCCCGGCGCGGCCCCGGGCACCGCGGGGUGGGCGACCGGCGGCGGCGGGCGCGGGGCCGGCGGUGCCUGGCGCGGCGCUGCUCCGUGGCGUACUCGCGUUUUCGGGGGGUACGCGGGCGGGGCCGCCGCCCCCCCCCCCCUUCUGCUCCGGGCGGGUCUCGGCGCUCCUGAGGGGCGAGCGUGGCGGGGGGCGCUCCGCGGGGAUGGGGAGGGUCCCCGUCCCGUUCAGUCCCGUCCCGUCCCGCGGCUGUUCCACGGUUCUCCCCCGCCCCCGUUCCAGGCUCGCCGGGAUUUGUGUUCAAACCGCGCUGGGGAAGAUGGAAAUGAGGUUUGUUCCCCUCACGCCUCGUGAGCCCGUGCAGGCUGAGAGCAGCUCGCAGCGCUGGAAGAUCCUCGACCCGAAUUUUGGUUCCUAUGAAACAGCUGCAAAAAUAGACCAGCCCCAAACGAGCAGGAGGUGGAACUGGAGUUUAAAAAACAACUGGGCCAACUUAAACAGGUUUCAAAGCUUCUGGAACAUCUCAGCACCUCCAUUUUGCCAGAAAUGCCAGCUCAGACACCUCGAGGCCCCUCUUCGCUUCCUGCAGCUGCAGUCCCUGUGAGCACAGCUGGCACUGGGAGCUGCUCCCCUCGGAGGGCACUGCAAGGAUCAGCCAUGCUGGCUCUGGGGAGACUCCAAACUCCAGAGGAGCCCAGUGAAGGUGUGGGAUGAGCUGGAAAAUCCCAGCUCCUGGAAAAUCAGGCAGCAGGAGCCUGGCAGGCUCAGGGCACGGUGCCAGUGCUGCCGUCGGGGCCGUGCCCGUGGUGAUCCCGCUGUCCCACAGUGGCUCCAGCAGCUUUCCUGGCUGGCUGCCACUGUCCCCACUGCUCCCUGACACCCAACACUUGAGCAGCAUGAGCCAAGUGCUGCUGGCUGGCUGGAUUUAAGGGGGAGGAAGGGCUGCCCCAUGGGGGAGGGUUGGUUACUCUCUCUCCACUAAAUCCAGCGUGGGUGGAUUUGCCCAGAAGGUGCUGCUUAAAACCACUCGGAGCUGCUCUGCAAGAAGGCACCGUGGUCAUU
Cinclus cinclus is the source of this 1139-nucleotide messenger RNA. RefSeq lists its product as uncharacterized. Bases 1 to 681 code for a protein of 226 amino acids. The record is from RefSeq and is a predicted model, not a curated record. NCBI's taxonomy places the organism in Eukaryota, Metazoa, Chordata, Aves, Passeriformes, Cinclidae. The transcript is spliced from 5 exons.